Messenger RNA from Parastagonospora nodorum SN15, 1122 nucleotides. RefSeq lists its product as hypothetical. Bases 1 to 1122 code for a protein of 373 amino acids. Gene Ontology annotation, cellular component: mitochondrion. Lineage: Eukaryota; Fungi; Ascomycota; Dothideomycetes; Pleosporales; Phaeosphaeriaceae. Gene Ontology annotation, biological process: lactate catabolic process. The transcript has 3 exons. The record is from RefSeq and is a predicted model, not a curated record. Gene Ontology annotation, molecular function: D-lactate dehydrogenase (NAD+) activity; D-lactate dehydrogenase (cytochrome) activity; FAD binding.
AUGAUGGACAAGAUCGUGGCCCUCCACGCAGAUGACAUGGACGUCGUCGUGCAGCCCGGCGUCGGAUGGAUGGACCUCAACAGUCAGAUCAGCAGCUCGGGACUUUUCUUCCCCGUAGAUCCGGGUCCCAGCGCCAUGAUUGGUGGUAUGGUAGGUACCUCAUGCUCCGGUACCAAUGCUGUGCGUUACGGCACAAUGAAGGAUAACGUGGUCAACCUCACGGUCGUACUUGCUGAUGGUUCCGUAAUGAAGACUAAAGGUCGCCCUCGGAAGUCAUCUGCAGGCUACAACUUGACGAACUUGUUCAUUGGGAGUGAAGGUACCCUUGGCAUUGUCACAGAGAUCACUCUGAAGCUCGCGGCAGUUCCGCCGAAGACUGCGGUAGCGGUAACUACAUUCCCGUCAAUAUACGAUGCGAGUAAGGCGGCAGGGGAGAUCCUGAAGGCAGGCAUUCAAAUGGGGGCUAUGGAGAUUAUGGACGAUGUGCAGAUGGAUGUUGUGAACAGGGCUGGAGGAACCGGGAGAACGUGGGAAGCUGUUCCGACCAUGUUUGUCAAGAUCACGGGAAAUGACACGCAAAUCAAGGAGACCACCCGUUUAUUUCGCGAAAUUGCAAAACAGAAUAAAAGCGGCGACCUCGAAUUUGCCGGCACUCUUGACGAACAAGCCGCGCUAUGGGCAGCGCGAAAGCAGGCGUUAUGGUCCAUGUUGUCCCUACGUGAAAAGGCUGCGGAGGUCUGGACCACCGAUGUCGCGGUACCGAUGUCGCGACUACCGGAAAUCAUCGAGAAGAGCAAGCAGGAUGUCGCAGAUCUGGGGCUUUUUGCGUCUGUUCUUGGUCAUAUCGGAGACGGGAACUUCCACGCAUGCAUAAUGUACGACGCCCAAGAUGCAUCACAAGUUGCCCAAGGUAGAAUGGUCGACAAUGCGUUGGAGAUGGAAGGAACUUGCACUGGAGAACAUGGCAUCGGUAUAGGAAAGAAGACUCACCUGAUUGCGGAGGCUGGUCACGUUGCGAUUGGAGUGAUGCAACAUGUCAAGCAUUCACUGGACCCCAACUGGAUCUUGAAUCCGGGCAAAGUGUUUGACCAUCCUUCGGAGACGGACCCUGUUGGCCAUUAG